AUGACGUCGGCAGCGGAUGCGUUGGCAGCAGCCAACGCAGCAACAGCAGCUAUCGCGGCUAACGACGCACGGAUCGACGCCAUUGAAGUCGGUCAGACGGCCAUUGCUACCCAAUUGGCCCAACUUUUGGCCAUCGUUCAAGCUGGCGGCGCCGGCGGCGGUGCUGGAGGUGGGGGUGCUGGCGGAGGCGGUGGCGGUUGCGCUGGCGGAGGUGCUGGUGCUGGCGGAGGCGGUGGCGCUGGUGGAGGUGGCGGUGCUGGUGGAGGCGGUGGCGCUGGUGGCGGUGGACCUUUGUUGCCUCCAUUACCCCCCCAAAGACGGCGACUGGAUCCAUCCGGAGUUGACAAACUUCACAGCGAUAUAUCUAUUCCGCUUUUGAAAUCAUGGAGGAAUCGGUGGAAUGAUUUUGGAACUAAGUCAGCUGGCUAG
Messenger RNA from Daphnia pulex (common water flea), 429 nucleotides. Its product is annotated as glycine-rich protein DOT1-like. The record is from RefSeq and is a predicted model, not a curated record. The coding region runs from base 1 to 429 and encodes 142 amino acids. The transcript has a single exon. NCBI's taxonomy places the organism in Eukaryota, Metazoa, Arthropoda, Branchiopoda, Diplostraca, Daphniidae.